UAGCCUCAUUCAUUAGAGAGCUGAUGGCAACAAGAAGUUGUCUGCCAUGCUACGUCUUCUAAGUGAGAGAGAAACUGGACAGUCUGAACCACUAUUCUUAAGAAGAGCAGAAACAACACGGAGAUAUUUUAACCUUGCAUUAAGCAAAUAUCGAGAUGUAGAAGAAAUCCACAAAGGAAGUAUCAACUCUGUGGACAUAGACACCGUAGAAAAUAGAUAUCUUCUUUCAGGUGGUUCACAUUCUACAAUAGCUAUUCAUGAUCUACAGACAACUAACAAUGGAAUGGUACAAACUUACAAACAUGUGUGCCAGACAUCUGAUAGCAGCAACUGCAAAUACAGUGUUGACACAGUACAGUGGUACCCCAUUGACACAGGGAUGUUCACCACCAGUGGAGCAGACCAUAAGCUAAAAAUAUGGGAUACAAACACAAUGAAGGUGGCGGACCAUUAUACUUUUAAAUCCAGGGUGUGUGAUCAUCAUAUGUCCAGCAUUGCUCGGAAGCAUUGUCUUAUAGCGGUAGGGUGUGAGCAAUCAACUGUUAAGCUGGUAGACAUGAAAUCAGGGGCAGCAACUCACCAGCUGAAAGGCCAUACAGGCUCAGUUGUUGCAGUUAGGUGGUCUCCCAGACAUGAAUUUCUUCUUGCAACGGGCAGUGCUGACAGCAAGGUGUUACUGUGGGACAUACGGACAGCCAAAGGCAGCCUCCUGGCACUGGACCAGCACAACAGGAGGGUCAGCUCCAAAUCUGGUGAUGUGAAAACAGCUCAUGAUGGCACAGUGAAUGGUCUUCAGUUUACAUCAGAUGGGUUGUUCAUUGUGACCUUUGGAACAGAUGACCGACUCAGACUGUGGAAUGCCUCCACAGGCAGGAACAUGUUAGUGAAUUUUGGCUCAGUAUUCAACAGCAGCAAAAGAUCUUUGAAGUUUGCCAUCUCUGGGGAUGGGUGCCCAGAUGUAUUGUUUAUUCCAAGUGAAGGUAAUAUCCAGGUGCUGGACCUGUACCAGGGAACCCAUCUAAAUACCUUACACGGGCAUUACAAUUCAGUCAACUGUUGUGCACUACAGAAAGAAACGCACUACCUAUUUAGUGGAGGUGCCGAUAGGAAUAUGCUGGUCUGGAUACCUACUUCGGAGACAGAGGAUUAUGAAGAGAACUUAAAAGAUCAAAGUAGAGAAUGUCACUCAGAAGGAUCUGUGAGAAAGGAAAUGACUGCAACGGUAGAUACUUGGAGCAGUGAUGAAGAUGGCGCAUGAUUGUUACAGAGUAUUAAAGUGUGUGACAUAAAA
Pomacea canaliculata is the source of this 1291-nucleotide messenger RNA. RefSeq names its product DNA excision repair protein ERCC-8-like. Gene Ontology annotation, biological process: protein polyubiquitination; proteasome-mediated ubiquitin-dependent protein catabolic process; transcription-coupled nucleotide-excision repair. Gene Ontology annotation, molecular function: protein binding. The transcript is spliced from 5 exons. The coding region runs from base 47 to 1258 and encodes 403 amino acids. Gene Ontology annotation, cellular component: Cul4A-RING E3 ubiquitin ligase complex; nucleotide-excision repair complex. NCBI's taxonomy places the organism in Eukaryota, Metazoa, Mollusca, Gastropoda, Architaenioglossa, Ampullariidae. The record is from RefSeq and is a predicted model, not a curated record.